Messenger RNA from Lactuca sativa (garden lettuce), 993 nucleotides. The record is from RefSeq and is a predicted model, not a curated record. NCBI's taxonomy places the organism in Eukaryota, Viridiplantae, Streptophyta, Magnoliopsida, Asterales, Asteraceae.
AUGGUAAAAACCAGAAGUGUCGUUGGAAACACGGAUGAAAAUAGAAAUCAACCACCUAUGAUUGAGCGAGUACCUGUUGUAGCAGCAGCACCUGAGCCAAUGACAAUUGCUAAGGUACAAACGAUGAUCCAAAUGAUGUUAGAUCGUCAAAUGGAAGAAACUAGGCGUUUGGUCCAGCAAAAUCGCGAAGAACCUUCAAUGCCAAUUGAACAGCCCGAAUUGAAUGAAGGGAAAGCGCUCUCUAAGGAUUCCAUUAGUUAUGUAUCAAUGUUCCAACAAAAUUACUUGUAUGCAUCAAAACCCCAGGUUCAGCGGGGUAAAUGCAUUAAAAAGGGACAAAUUUUAGCGUAUGGUGCUGCUAUAGUUGGUGGCGAACUCGCUUUGGGGAAAAACGUAUUAAUAGCUGAUAUGCCAUGGGAAGGUUACAAUUUUGAAGAUGCAGUACUCAUUAACCAAGGCUCCGAAAGGGUCACUAACGAAAUACCACAUUUAGAAGUCCAUUUACUCCGAAAUUUAGACAAAAAUGGAAUUGUAAUGUUGGGAUCUUGGGUGGAAACUGGUGAUAUUUUAGUAGGUAAAUUAACGCCCCAAAUGGUGAAAGAAUCAUCGUAUGCCCCCGAAGAUAGAUUGUUACGAACCAUACUUGGCAUGCGGGUAUAUACUUCAAAAGAAACUCGUCUAAAAUUACCUAUAGGAGGUAGGGGUUGGGUGAUUGAUGUGAGAUGGGUCCAGAGUUCUAAGACAAAUGAGACAGAGAAAACAGAAAGUAUUCGUGUAUAUAUUUUACAGAAACGUGAAAUAAAAGUAGGCAAUAAAGUAGCUGGAAGACAUGGAAAUAAGGGUAUCAUUUCAAAAAUUUUGCCUAGACAAGAUAUGCCUUAUUUGCAAGAUGGAAGACCUGUUGAUAUGGUCUUCAACCCAUUAGGAGUACCUUCCCGAAUGAAUGUAGGACAAAUAUUUGAAUCUUCACUUGGGUUAGCUGGGGUUUGCUAG